AUGACAGCUAGAAGUACAGAACCUUACAGAGUAUCCUCUGUUGAUAAUAUAACAAUUCUGGUGUCACAGGUAGCACUUAAAACACAUUCCUUGCUGGACGAAGUAGAGACGCCUCCAGUCCGUCGGGUCUCUCGCUGCAGUUCCGCAGGUUGGCCACAGGGGGCGGAAUCUGCGGCGGCCUGGAAAACUGGCGGGGGCGCGAGGCGCCGCUCUCUCUUGGCUCGGGCUCUCGGCUCCCGGCUCCAGCGCCCGCAUACUGUCGAGGGUAUGGAGAUGAAGGGUGCUCUCCGGGAGCCCUGUGCCCUGACCCUAGCCCAGAGGAACGGGCAAUAUGAGUUAAUAAUCCAGUUGCACAAGAAGGAACAGCGUGUUCAAGAUAUCAUUCCUAUAAAUAGCCACUUCAGAUGUAUACAAGAAGCAGAAGAAACUCUUUUGAUUGACAUACCUUCAAACAGUGGCUGCAAAAUUCGGGUUCAGGGGGACUGGACCAGAGAGCGCUGCUUUGAAAUCCUUGAUGAGGAACACUGUUCGAAGUUCCUCUCAGAGGUCUUUGCUGCUCAAGAAGCUCAGUCACAACUUCUUGUUCCAGAGCAAAAGGACUCAUCCAGCUGGUACCAGAAAUUAGACACGAAGGACAAACCUUCUGCUUUUUCAGGGCUUCUUGGAUUUGAGGAUAAUUUUUCAUCUAUAAAUUUGGACAAGAAAAUAAAUUUACCAAAUCAGCCUACAGGGAUUCAUCGGGAACCCCCACCCCCACCUCCACCCGCUUCAAUGAAUAAAAUGCUUCCACGUGAAAAAGAAGCUUCUAACAAGGAACAGCCCAAAGUGACCAACACCAUGCGGAAGCUCUUUGUACCAAAUACCCAGUCUGGGCAGCGAGAAGGUCUCAUCAAACAUAUCCUGGCAAAGCGAGAGAAAGAAUAUGUCAACAUUCAGACUUUCAAAUUUUUUGUUGGAACUUGGAAUGUGAAUGGCCAGUCUCCAGAUAGCGGAUUAGAACCUUGGCUGAACUGUGAUCCGAAUCCUCCUGAUAUCUACUGCAUUGGAUUCCAAGAGCUGGACUUGAGCACAGAAGCCUUUUUCUACUUUGAAUCUGUGAAAGAACAAGAGUGGUCCAUGGCUGUGGAGAGGGGUUUGCAUUCGAAAGCCAAGUAUAAGAAAGUUCAGCUAGUCCGUCUUGUUGGGAUGAUGCUCCUUAUAUUUGCCAGAAAGGAUCAGUGUCGAUAUAUCCGUGAUGUUGCUACAGAAACAGUUGGAACUGGAAUCAUGGGGAAAAUGGGAAACAAAGGUGGAGUAGCUGUGAGAUUUGUGUUUCACAACACUACCUUUUGCAUUGUCAAUUCACAUCUGGCUGCCCACGUGGAGGACUUUGAGAGAAGGAAUCAAGAUUAUAAGGACAUCUGUGCGAGAAUGAGUUUUGUGGUCCCAAAUCAGACCCUCCCACAACUGAACAUCAUGAAACAUGAUGUUGUCAUUUGGUUGGGAGAUUUGAACUACAGACUUUGCAUGCCUGAUGCCAGUGAGGUGAAAAGUCUAAUUACUAAGAAUGACCUUCAGAGGCUUUUGAAAUUUGACCAGCUAAACAUUCAGCGCACACAGAAAAAAGCUUUUGUAGACUUCAACGAAGGGGAAAUCAAGUUUAUCCCCACUUAUAAGUAUGACUCUAAAACAGACCGAUGGGAUUCCAGUGGGAAAUGUCGGGUUCCAGCCUGGUGUGACCGAAUUCUUUGGAGAGGAACAAAUGUAAAUCAACUUAAUUACCGGAGUCACAUGGAACUGAAAACCAGUGACCACAAGCCUGUUAGCGCACUCUUCCAUAUUGGGGUGAAGGUUGUGGAUGAACGGAAGUACCGGAAAGUCUUUGAAGAUAGCGUGCGCAUCAUGGACAGAAUGGAAAAUGACUUCCUUCCUUCCUUAGAACUCAGCAGGAGGGAGUUUGUGUUUGAGAAUGUGAAGUUUCGGCAACUACAAAAGGAGAAGUUCCAGAUCAGCAACGAUGGACAGGUUCCCUGCCAUUUUUCUUUCAUCCCUAAACUUAAUGACAGCCAGUACUGCAAGCCAUGGCUUCGGGCUGAACCUUUUGAGGGCUACUUGGAGCCAAAUGAGACAGUGGACAUUUCUCUUGAUGUGUAUGUCAGCAAAGACUCUGUGACCAUCCUGAACUCAGGGGAAGAUAAAAUUGAAGAUAUCCUUGUUCUUCAUCUGGCUCGAGGCAAAGAUUACUUCUUGACCAUCAGUGGAAAUUACCUCCCCAGUUGUUUUGGUACAUCCUUAGAGGCUUUGUGCCGAAUGAAAAGACCAAUCCGAGAAGUUCCUGUUACCAAACUCAUAGACUUGGAAGAAGACAGCUUCCUAGAAAAGGAGAAGUCCCUUCUGCAGAUGGUCCCCUUGGAUGAAGGUGCCAGUGAGAGACCCCUUCAGGUUCCCAAGGAGAUCUGGCUUCUAGUAGAUCACUUAUUCAAAUAUGCCUGUCACCAGGAGGACCUGUUCCAAACCCCUGGAAUGCAGGAAGAGUUACAGCAGAUCAUUGAUUGUCUGGAUACCAGCAUUCCUGAAACAAUCCCUGGCAGUAAUCAUUCUGUGGCUGAAGCACUACUCAUUUUCCUGGAAGCGCUGCCAGAGCCGGUCAUCUGUUACGAGCUGUAUCAGCGAUGUCUUGACUCUGCUCAUGAUCCCCGGACCUGCCGACAGGUGAUUUCCCAGCUUCCAAGGUGCCAUAGAAAUGUCUUCCGUUACUUGAUGGCAUUCCUUCGAGAACUCUUAAAAUACUCUGAAUACAACAACGUCAGUGACAACAUGAUUGCUACUCUCUUCACUAGUCUUCUCCUAAGGCCUCCACCCAACCUUAUGACAAGACAGACUCCAAGUGACCGCCAGCGUGCUAUCCAGUUCCUUCUGGGCUUUCUGCUUGGGAGCGAUGAAGACUAAGUCUUUUCUUCUUACUACUCUCCGAGAUUCUAGAGGCAAAAGAUCUUGGGCUCCAAGUAUUCCAGAAUGAUUUAAAAAGUUAUGCCACAGUAAGGGUCUAUUGCAGAAUUUCAAGUUCUGUUCAUAGUACAAAAGGAAGAGAGUUUCCUAAUCCUUCUUUUACCAUAUCCUACACAGAAAAAUACUUUUAGACUUAACUUAGCCAAGCCAAAGUUAACAUAUUUUGGUGUUUUUGUGUUUCCUCUUUAUAAAACAAAGAGAUCUGUAUUUACACUCAUUUACCUAGGGAUGUGUUUGUUGCCCUCCUACCCAGUUGUCAUGAUUAAGGAUUUGAGAUCCAGCUGGUAGGGAAGGCCUCUGUCCCUGUUGUUUUAGUACCCUAGGCCUGGAUUCUGAGAUGUUCCCAUUCUAGACCUACAAACACUACUUGCUGUAGCUCAGACUUGUCUGUAGUCCUUCAUAUAAAGCACUUUUGACCCACCCCAUCCCAUAUCACUCCUUUGCUCUCCACUCUACUCAUUCUAUCACUUUGAAGGAAGUCUGGGUGAGACUAGUGACUCCUUGGGUGUCCUCAAUGGUGGGUUCACCGUCUACAUGUGGUUAUUACAUACAUUUGUGCAUUUCUACUACAAUAAUGUCUGUAUGUUUCUGUAAUGUUGGCCUUUUUUUGGAUCCGCACUGUGUGGAACCAUAUUUUCUUAUCUCAGAUCACAUAUAGUAGCAUAACUUCAGGGACUAUUAGACAUGUUAUCCCACUGAUGUGAGAGAAUCACAAUCAGAACAGAAACACUUUGACUAUUUGAAGAGUGAGAGUAUUCAUGUUUGGCAGGUCCUGCUUCCCACUCUCCCUUUCCUGUCAUUAUUUAGAUUUUAUGUGAAGACUAAUCCUGGGUAUUUAUGGAACCCAUCUCCUGCUUAGAAAUUCACCUCCAGGGUAAUACUUGC
Messenger RNA from Galeopterus variegatus (Sunda flying lemur), 3873 nucleotides. RefSeq names its product oculocerebrorenal syndrome of Lowe (gene OCRL). Gene Ontology annotation, biological process: phosphatidylinositol dephosphorylation; signal transduction. NCBI's taxonomy places the organism in Eukaryota, Metazoa, Chordata, Mammalia, Dermoptera, Cynocephalidae. The record is from RefSeq and is a predicted model, not a curated record. Bases 1 to 2928 code for a protein of 975 amino acids. The transcript is spliced from 25 exons. Gene Ontology annotation, molecular function: phosphatidylinositol-4,5-bisphosphate 5-phosphatase activity; inositol phosphate phosphatase activity. Gene Ontology annotation, cellular component: membrane; cytoplasm.